AUGAGUUUACCGAACAGUGUCGAUAUGACAAACUUAAUGUCACAGCAUGGAAAUCCAUUAUUAGGAAUACCACCAGCUUUCUUUCUUAGAGCUGCUUCUGAAAGAUAUCAGAGAACUCCUAAGUGUGCUCGUUGUAGAAAUCAUGGUGUUGUGAGUGCGUUGAAAGGUCAUAAACGUUAUUGUCGUUGGCGUGAUUGUUGCUGUGCCAAAUGUACUUUAAUUGCUGAAAGACAGAGAGUGAUGGCAGCGCAAGUCGCACUCAGACGCCAACAAGCACAAGAAGAAAAUGAAGCUCGAGAGUUGGGUUUACUUUACCCAACACCAUCUAAUAUUGGUGGAAACACUCAUAAUGAAUCUCAACAAUCCACGGGUUAUCAUUCCGGAAUCCCAUCACCACCAAGUGAUUCAACCGAUCAAACAAGCAACAGAAAUUACGCAGGCAGUGAAUCAGACGUAGAAAUACAAAAGAUUCGUCAAGAUAAAAUCAAUCCAGCUUAUUCACCCGCACAAAGUGAACCUGAAAGUCCCGUUGGGAAUAAACGAGCACGACUUUCUGCUGAAACUGACCAUGACACCGGUUCAGAGUCGUCGCCAAGCAGUCCAAGAAUUAAAAACAAAUCAUUUUCAAUGCCGUUGUCACUUUCACCAUCGCGACAUCAAGCUUCACCCAGUUCACCAGAAAGUGAUUUAGAUGUUGAUGAUUCUGCGCCUGAUGACGUAGCACCGGAAAAUUUAAGCUUGAAAAAGAAGGAAAGGUCAAAAUCUCCCGCUGGAAAUAACAACUUUUCCAGCAAUUUAGGAUUUUUGCCAUAUCAACAACCGUACCACCAACCGAACAUUUCAACAUCACCAACACAGCGUUCACCAGUUGAUGUCCUUUUGAGAGUUUUCCCCAACAGAAGACGAAGUGAAGUUGAACAACUUUUAUCGAGAUAUCGUGGUGAUGUUGUGCAAGCGAUGGAGGCAAUGCUUUGUGGUGACGAUGCAAUGACCCCGAUCUCUGUCACUUCAUCAGCUUCAACAUUUAUGAAAUCAGCUUUUUCCCCAUUGAUUCCACCAGCAUUUACAGCUGCAGGUCGUUAUCCUUUCCUUCAACAUCAAGCGAAAAGAUUCCUUUCAGCACCUUACACUGGCACUGGAUACCUUCCUACCGUUCUCGAACCUGAUCAAAAUGACGUCAAUGGAAACUCGAAUGCUGGAGAUUCACAAGAUUAAUACACAAUGAUCUUUACCAAUGACAAUGAUAACUUAAGAUUCACGCUUAGUUAGACCAAGGAGUGAAAUUAACUUUAAAAUUUUAACUCUAAAAUGUUUUUCAUAGUUGUAUACGAUUUUUCGCUCUUAAAUAAGAAAUGGAUGUAAAAUGUAAAGUAAGAUGAUAAAAAAAAAGUUAUGGA
Messenger RNA from Clunio marinus, 1397 nucleotides. The record is from the annotation of a GenBank genome assembly. Lineage: Eukaryota; Metazoa; Arthropoda; Insecta; Diptera; Chironomidae.